Fusarium venenatum is the source of this 936-nucleotide messenger RNA. RefSeq lists its product as uncharacterized. NCBI's taxonomy places the organism in Eukaryota, Fungi, Ascomycota, Sordariomycetes, Hypocreales, Nectriaceae. Gene Ontology annotation, molecular function: identical protein binding; glucosamine-6-phosphate deaminase activity. Gene Ontology annotation, cellular component: cytoplasm. Gene Ontology annotation, biological process: carbohydrate metabolic process; D-glucosamine catabolic process; N-acetylglucosamine catabolic process. The record is from RefSeq and is a predicted model, not a curated record.
AUGCGUCUCGUCAUCCGUGAAAGCCCCCAAGAGGCAUCCAACUAUAUCGCAGAGUAUAUUAUCAGCAGGAUUAUCUCUUUUAACCCUUCAGAAGAGAAGCCCUUCGUCCUCGGACUUCCCACUGGAGGUAGUCCUAUCUACAUAUACAAGAACCUCAUCAACGCAUACAAGGCCUCAAGGAUAUCCUUUCGUCAUGUUGUCACAUUCAACAUGGAUGAGUACGUUGGCUUGCCCCGUGAUCAUCCUGAAUCCUACUCUUCAUUUAUGCACCGGAGUCUGUUCAAACAUAUCGACAUCCAGCCUCAAAACAUCCACUUGCUGAAUGGUAACGCGUCAAAUCUGUUUGCUGAGUGCCAAGAAUAUGAAGACAAGAUCAAGUCAUUUGGCGGCAUUGAACUCUUCCUUGGUGGCGUAGGAACAGAUGGACACAUCGCGUUCAAUGAACCAGGAUCUAGUCUUUCUAGUCGUACAAGAGUCAAGUCUCUUGCAUACGAGACAAGGAUCGCCAAUGCACGGUUCUUUGAUGAUGACAUCGAUGAGGUACCGGACAUGGCAUUGACUGUUGGGGUGCAGACUGUCAUGGAUGCCCGAGAAGUGGUGAUCAUCGCUACCGGAGCUUCAAAAGCCUUGGCAUUGCAGCAGGCUGUUGAAGGCGGGGUGAGUCAUCUUUGUACACUCUCGUGUCUUCAACUUCACCCAAAGAGUAUGGUUGUGGUUGAUGAGGAUGCGACACUUGAGAUGAAGGUGAAGACUGUCAACUACUUCAAAGAUGUUGCGAAGACCAUUAAGCAAAAGGAAUUCUCAGGCCAGCUGCCUCCUUCACCAACCCUUACAGCUGAUGGGGAUGAUGAAGGAGACUUGAAGCCCGAUAAUAUGGCUUCACGCAUAUCACCCGUCACCAGAGUCCGUUCAGUCACCUUUCCCACCAACAUGUGA